GAGAUGGAUUGAGAAGUUUGAGGGGUGAUGCCGAUAUCAUUGCAAUGUCAAAUGUGGCUUCUACUUGUAAGAACAUUAUGCUGUAUGUCGACCAUUUAAAUUUCCUUGAUGGCAUUUUUCACAAUGGAACACAACAACUCCAACAAGAAGGUAGGGAGGCCUGCAAAGAAUAGAAAGAAAAAUCCAAUUGAAUUAGAAGGUGGCACCAAACUUAGCAAGCACGGAGUGACAAUGCAUUGCAGUGCUUGUGGAUCAUCCACACACAAUAAGAGAACAUGCCACAAAUAUCCAGAUAAGAGAAAUAUGCCUAAUCCAGAAGAAGAAUUGGAAGAAUAUGAUGACCCAAGCAUACUAGAGAAGAUUAUGCCAGCUAGACUGAACAAUGAACUAGAUCCGAGUGAAAAUGCCGACACUGUGGUGUUUAAUCUUCUACGUCAGGAAAACAUAGCACGGUCAGCAAUGCAGCCACGGGGUCCGUUGCCGGAUGAAAAUAUGUUUGUAGCUUUGGAAAGGGAUAACCUACCUCCACAAAGGCUUACUACAGCAAUGAAUAUAGGUAGAGGCCGAGCUACAAGUACAAGGUCAAGAAAAAGAAAGGCAAAGACUACAACAGAUGAUGAACAUCCUGCAGAAUGCAGUGGUACUGCAAGGGUAAGAGGAAGGUCAGGAGUACGUACUGGCAGAAAAGGAGCCAGGGGAGGAGGACGUGGUAGGAGCACAUGAUUCAAGAGUAGCUUUUUUAGUUCAUUCAUCAGAUAUAAAAUACAUUAUCUUGGUUGUUAA
This is a messenger RNA of Panicum virgatum (switchgrass), 783 nucleotides long. RefSeq lists its product as uncharacterized. The record is from RefSeq and is a predicted model, not a curated record. NCBI's taxonomy places the organism in Eukaryota, Viridiplantae, Streptophyta, Magnoliopsida, Poales, Poaceae. The transcript is spliced from 4 exons. The coding region runs from base 109 to 723 and encodes 204 amino acids.